Molecule: messenger RNA, 922 nt
Organism: Solanum pennellii
Lineage: Eukaryota; Viridiplantae; Streptophyta; Magnoliopsida; Solanales; Solanaceae
Product: RING-H2 finger protein ATL2-like
Exons: 1
Coding region: 204-800 (198 amino acids)
Biological process (GO): protein ubiquitination
Source: RefSeq, a predicted model, not a curated record
AUUACAUUUUACUAUUUUACAAGUUCUAAUAUCUUAUCGAACUUUUAAGUCAAAAAUUUAAUAUUUCAAAUUUCAACUUCGAAAUAAGCCGCUCAGAGUCCCUCUCCGGCUACAGCAUAUAUACUAUACAGCGACAACAAGUGAGGAAACUUCCUCUUUUAUGUUUUUUAGCAUAACCAUUUUUCACUGCUUCUGGUACUUUCAUGGACGACGAUGAGUACUCAUCUUCUUCUGCUAUCGGAUCUUGUUGCGAUGAUGAUACUCCGCAUUACGCGUUCAGCGGUAAGCUCAUGCUUACCUCUGUUCUCCUUUUCUUCUUCGUGUGUUUUCUCAUUGCCUUCUUCCACCUUUACGCUAAUCGAUUCCUCCUCCGCCGUGCCCGCCGCCACCACAACCGCCGCCGUCGCUACCGCCACCAGAUUCCGGCUCCACCAAUUGCAGAUUCUUCUUCUCAAGGACUUGACCCUUCGCUGUUAAAAUCGCUCCCUGUUUUCGUUUACGAUGCGGAAUUUUACAAUCCACCAAUUGAAUGCCCUGUUUGUUUGGCGGAAUUUGAAAAUGGAGAAACGGGUCGGGUUUUGCCCAAAUGUAAUCAUUGUUUUCACUGUGAGUGUAUUGAUAUGUGGUUUCAGUCUCACUGUAACUGCCCGAUUUGCAGAGCCCCAAUUCAAGUGAAAGCGAUUGAUGUAAAGGAAAGUGGAGAAGAUGAAGUUGUAAUAAUGGUGGAUGAAUCUGUAAUCGAAGAAGUACAAAACUGUGAAUCGUCGCAGUCCGACGAUGGAAAAAUAUCUAUUCGAUGAUUGUUAUUGUUGCGAGUUAUAUGAUCACUCAACUAAUGAAAAUCGCUUCGAUUUCUUUUUUUUUGUGAUGAUGUUUUUAUUGUAUUUCAAUUCCAUUAUAAAAAUAUAAUCUCAAUAUAUAA